Pipistrellus nathusii (Nathusius's pipistrelle) is the source of this 2295-nucleotide messenger RNA. The record is from the annotation of a GenBank genome assembly. Lineage: Eukaryota; Metazoa; Chordata; Mammalia; Chiroptera; Vespertilionidae.
AUGAGCGAAGAACGCUGGGUCUCCCUCACUUCAGAAGAAUUUGACCAACUCCAGAAGUAUUCAGAAUAUUCUUCUAAGAAGAUAAAGGAUGUCUUGGCUGAAUUUAAUGAGAGUGGAAGCCUCAAACAAUGUGACUCACAUGAGACAAUUAGCUAUGAUGUCUUCAAGCUGUUCAUGAGGGCAUACCUGGAGGUGGACCUGCCCCAGCCACUGAGCAUGCACCUCUUCCUGGCCUUCAGCCAGAAGCCCAGACAGGAGGUCCCUGACCACCCAAAGGAGGGGACCAGCAACAGUGAGGCCAGUGCCCCAGAGUCUAAUAUACAGAAUGUGGAUAAUGCUGCCAAAGCCGAUGAGGCCUGUGCUCCUGAUAUGGAAUCAGAGAUCACCAAGAAGCAAGUGCCUGGUAACGGGGCUGCAAUCUCCCUGGGAAACCCUGUUGCUCAAUCUUUAGGUUCUGAGCCCCCGACAGUGUACCUGAAGGAUGUUGCGUGUUACCUGUCCCUGCUGGAGACAGGGAGGCCUCAGGAUAAGCUAGAGUUCAUGUUUCGUCUCUAUGAUUCGGAUGAGAAUGGUCUCCUAGAUCAAGCGGAGAUGGAUCGUAUUGUCAACCAGAUGCUGCACAUUGCUCAGUAUCUUGAGUGGGAUCCCACGGAGCUAAGGCCUAUAUUGAAGGAGAUGUUGCAAGGGAUGGACUACGACCGGGACGGCUUUGUGUCUCUACAGGAAUGGGUCCACGGAGGGAUGACCACCAUCCCAUUGCUGGUCCUCCUGGGCAUGGACGACUCUGGCUCCAAGGGGGAUGGCAGGCAUGCCUGGACCAUGAAGCAUUUCAAGAAACCAACCUACUGCAACUUCUGCCACGUCAUGCUGAUGGGCGUGAGGAAGCAAGGCCUGUGCUGUACAUACUGUAAAUAUACCGUCCACGAACGCUGUGUAUCCAAAAACAUUCCUGGGUGUGUCAAAACAUACUCAAGAACCAAAAGGGGCAGCGAGGUGAUGCAGCACGCGUGGGUGGAAGGGAACUCCUCGGUCAAGUGUGAUCGGUGCCACAAAAGUAUCAAGUGCUACCAGAGUGUCACCGCGUGGCACUGCGUGUGGUGCCGGAAGACGUUUCACCGCAAAUGUGAAUUAUCCACAGUGUGUGAUGGUGGGGAACUCAAAGACCACAUCCUGCUGCCCACCUCCAUCUGCCCCAUCACUCAGGACAGGCAAGGUGGGAAGUCUGAUGGUGACGUGUCAGCCAAGGGUGAACUUGUAAUGCAGUACAAGAUCAUCCCCACCCCGGGUACCCACCCCCUGUUGGUCUUGGUGAACCCCAAGAGUGGAGGGAGACAAGGAGAAAGACUGAACUUUUUCCGGGAUACUCCAGAUUUCCGUGUCUUGGCCUGCGGAGGAGAUGGGACAGUUGGCUGGAUUUUGGAUUGCAUUGACAAAGCCAACUUCACAAAGCAUCCACCAGUGGCUGUCCUGCCUCUUGGAACAGGAAAUGACCUGGCCCGAUGUCUCCGCUGGGGAGGAGGGUAUGAAGGGGGAAGCCUGACAAAAAUCCUGAAGGAAAUUGAGCAGAGCCCCUUGGUGAUGCUGGAUCGCUGGCACCUGGAAGUCAUCCCCAGAGAGGAGGUGGAGAAUGGGGACCAGGUCCCGUAUGACAUCAUGAACAACUACUUCUCCAUUGGUGUGGAUGCUUCCAUUGCACACAGAUUCCACGUGAUGAGAGAGAAGCACCCUGAGAAAUUCAACAGCAGGAUGAAGAACAAGCUGUGGUACUUUGAAUUUGGCACCUCGGAGACCUUCGCAGCCACCUGCAAGAAACUCCAUGACCACAUAGAGCUGGAGUGUGACGGGGUUGGGGUGGACCUGAGCAACAUCUUCCUUGAAGGCAUUGCCAUUCUCAACAUUCCAAGCAUGUAUGGUGGCACCAAUCUCUGGGGAGAAACCAAGAAGAAUCGGGCAGUGAUCCAGGAAAGCAGGAAGGUUGUCACUGACCCCAAGGAACUAAAAUUCUGCAUCCAAGACCUCAGUGACCAGCUUCUUGAAGUGGUGGGACUAGAGGGAGCCAUGGAAAUGGGGCAGAUCUACACUGGCCUGAAGAGUGCGGGCAGGAGGCUGGCCCAGUGCUCCUCUGUCAUCAUCAGGACAAACAAGUUGCUGCCGAUGCAAGUGGAUGGAGAGCCCUGGAUGCAGCCACCUUGCAUGAUUAAAAUUAUUCACAAGAACCAAGCACCCAUGAUGAUGGGACCUCCCCAGAAGAGCAGCUUCUUUUCGCUGAGAAGGAAGAGCCGUUCAAAAGACUAA